AGGCGCCUGACGUCAUCAAACCGCGCCAAACAAAGCUUCAUGCGUAAAAGGGAGACAGGAGAACGGGAUAAAGUUUAGUUUUUCUGAGGUUUGAGGUUUUGUAGAAGCGGAAAGUGUGUAAUUUCAACGCUCUGGAGACAUCUUCAGAGCCGAGGUGUUUGUUUGGAGCGGAAACGCUGAAGCUGCUGUGAAGAAUAAACAAAGAAGAAAAUGCCGGUUUUUAAAUUUUAAAGUCCGAAGAGCGAGAGGAAAGCUCAAAACGAUGCUUCUACAUUCCUGUGCUGGUUAAGAAGAAAGAGUAGACGAUCGAUGGAGGGACGACAUCGAGAAAGGAGAGAGGAGGGAGAGGAGGAGACGAUACAUGAGCAGGCGAGAGAAAGAGGGGAACAGAGGGAUGGUUCUCUUAAACCUAAAUCGGGGAUAAAGAUGGAGGAGGAAGAUGAGGGAAAGGAAACAGAAUUGAUGAAGGCUUCUCCCAGAGAUGAAGCUCAAAGUCAGCUGAUUAAUGGACACACCCCAAUCUCUGCCUCUUCCUCUUUCACCUCUUUUCCCUUCAUCUCCUCCCCUCAUCAAGGAAGGGGGGGCGAGGAUGAAGAGGAGGUCAGAGUCGCCAUCCUAACUGUUGAGGACGAGUCCUGUCCUUCAGAGCCCUUUGGCACCACCCAGUUUGAACCAACCAAUGAGGAUAAUGGACAGGCAGAGAGUGGAGGGGAGGGGAAGGAGGAUGGAGAGAUGGAAGGAGAGGAGGAGGCGGCAGAAGAAGAAAAUGAGGAGGAGGAGGCGGCAAAUGCUGAGGAGAGAGAGGAGGAAGGGGAGCUGGCGUCACCUGAGGCUCAUCUGCAACUUAAGACACACCUACAUGAUGUUUCUGACUGAUGUCAUCGAGCUGCAGGCUUCAAUCAGAUGACUAAAAGAAGAGGGAUUCGGUUUGACAGUCCUUCACUGAAGUCUGUGGGAGAGCUCUGCAGCGGUGAAGGUGGUGCUAGAGCAACAACCUGCAGUGGGUGGGGAAAAAUGCUUUGAGGCAAAGACUGCAAAGUUUCAAGCCUCUUUAAAAAAAUAAAAAAUAAAAAAAAUAUGACCAUUAACCAUACAGUGUUAACUCAUCCACCAUUUUUGAUGUGCGACAGUUGUGGUCAAGUGAAUAAGGGCGCAGUCACACAGACCUGCAGACUGGUACCCCACCAUAUGGAAAAAGUAAAAGCUGUACCUUUUGAAACAUUUUUGCUGUUUUGCCAAGUC
This is a messenger RNA of Maylandia zebra (zebra mbuna), 1242 nucleotides long. NCBI's taxonomy places the organism in Eukaryota, Metazoa, Chordata, Actinopteri, Cichliformes, Cichlidae. The record is from RefSeq and is a predicted model, not a curated record.